AUGACUCAGGGCAAGAAUUCACUAACUCCAGAAGUCUCUGAGCAUCCUCCUCCACCUCUCGUGGGCACGGGCCUUCGAGACUCCCAUUUUCAGAACCAAGAUCAAGACCCAGACCAGCAGGAUGGUGUUCGAGUCGCUGAAGCCGUCACGGCUACUUGGUCCAAGAAGUCCUUGAUCAUUACCUAUGUCUCCAUGUGGAUGAUUUAUUUCGUGAAUGGCCUCAACAACAACUUCACCCAGAAUCUGGGAGCUUAUAUCACAAGUGACUUCGACGGACACUCCCUGCUUUCAGUGAUCACUGUCGUUACCAGUGUGAUGGGUGCUGCCUGCCUAAUGCCCAUUGCCAAGGUGCUGAAUUUGUGGGAUCGCACCCUGGGCAUGUGCAUUAUGAUCCUGAUUGCCAUCAUGGGGCUGAUCAUGAUGGCCGCCUGUAGCAAUAUCGCGACCUACUGCGCCGCCCAAUCUUUCUACACGGUCGGUCUGACUGGUGUCAUCUUCUGCGUUGACGUGAUGACUUCCGACACAUCUACUCUUCGAAACAGAGGAAUUGCGUACGGAUUCACUUCCAGUCCGUAUAUUAUCACAGCUUUCUCUGGGCCAUCCAUGUCCAACCAAUUCCACGAAAGCAAUUGGCGAUGGGCGUACGGGACUAUUUGCAUCAUUCUCCCGAUCGCGGCCCUGCCACUCAUCAUCACAUGGGGCCUGGCAAAGAAGCAAGCGGAUCGAGAGGGCAAGCUCCAAUACAAGCCUCGAAGCACUCGUACCUGGUGGCAGAGCAUCUGGUUCUAUAUCGUUGAGUUCGAUGUCAUCGGUAUCCUCCUCAUGAUCGGCGGCUUGAUCCUCUUCCUCACCUCCUUCAACAUUGCAGGCAAUACUGAAGGCGAAUGGAAGUCCGCAAAGAUUAUCGCGAUGAUGGUCGUCGGCUUUUUCGUCCUCGUCGCCUUCGUUGCCUACGAGCGAUGGGGCGCUCCGAAGCCGUUCAUUCCCUACCACCUCAUCAAAGACCGCACCGUCAUUGGUGCUGGACUCUUGGAUAUCACGUACCAAAUUUCCUACUACUGCUGGGCCAGCUACUAUACGUCCUUCCUACAGGUCGUCUAUGACACAAGCCUCACCCAAGCGGGAUACAUCAGCGCCAUCUUCGACCUGAUGGACCCUGUCUGGCUGAUCGGAUGCGGCUACCUCAUCCGAUUGACCGGCCGCUUCAAAUGGAUCCUUAUGUGCGCCGUACCACUCUACUUGCUAGCAAGCGGAUUGAUGAUCUACUUCCGCAACCCGGGCUUUAGCGUCGGCUACAUGUGCAUGUGUCAGAUUUUCCUAGCCGUCGGCGGUGGAACGAUGAUUCUUAUCGAGCAGGUCUCUGUCCUCGCCGCCUCCAAGCACGAAGAUUAUGCUGCUAUGCUGGCCCUUCUCAGUACAUUCGGUAAUAUCGGAGGUGCUAUUGGUGGUAGUGUUUCGGGCGCUGUGUGGACCAACACACUUCCGAAGAAGUUGCAGGAGUACCUGCCUGCCGAGACGAAGGAUCAGUGGAUGAAUAUUUAUGAAGAUUUGUCGGUUCAGUUGAGUUAUCCUGUGGGAUCGCCGACUCGUACCGCUAUCCAGAAUGCCUAUGCUACCACUCAGCGGAACAUGAUGAUUGCUGGCACGGCUAUCAUGGGACUUUCGAUUAUUUGGGUGUGGAUGAUGAGGAAUAUCAAGGUUAAGGAUAACAAGAGUGUUUCCCAGGUUCUGUUUUAG
This is a messenger RNA of Penicillium argentinense, 1737 nucleotides long. RefSeq names its product siderophore iron transporter mirB. The record is from RefSeq and is a predicted model, not a curated record. Gene Ontology annotation, molecular function: transmembrane transporter activity. The transcript has 4 exons. Gene Ontology annotation, biological process: transmembrane transport. Lineage: Eukaryota; Fungi; Ascomycota; Eurotiomycetes; Eurotiales; Aspergillaceae. Bases 1 to 1737 code for a protein of 578 amino acids.